This is a messenger RNA of Salarias fasciatus (jewelled blenny), 1673 nucleotides long. RefSeq names its product rho-related GTP-binding protein RhoN-like. Gene Ontology annotation, molecular function: GTP binding; GTPase activity. Lineage: Eukaryota; Metazoa; Chordata; Actinopteri; Blenniiformes; Blenniidae. Gene Ontology annotation, biological process: small GTPase-mediated signal transduction. The transcript is spliced from 5 exons. The coding region runs from base 238 to 933 and encodes 231 amino acids. The record is from RefSeq and is a predicted model, not a curated record.
CCUCAUUUGGCCGCAGCAGCAGCAGAGGAGCGCAGCGCAGCAGCAGCAGCAGCAGCAGCGGUGCGCAGAGUAUGUGACCGAAACUACACCAAGACUGUGGAGCUGAAGUUUGCGUCCGGACUGAUUUAUCCUCCAGACACCCGGGAGGAACGUCUCCAGCCUCCGCGGCGGCUCCUCGACUCUCCGCACCCCGCUGGAGCUCAAUGCCAAGAGGCGUCCGGUGAAGCACGGCGCACGAUGGAGAGCAAUAAGGGAUUACUCCGGUGUAAGAUCGUGGUUGUCGGCGACACGCAGUGUGGCAAGACGGCACUCCUCCACGUUUUUGCCAAAGACUCGUAUCCAGAGAACUACGUGGCCACGGUGUUCGAGAACUACACAGCCAGCUUCGAGAUCGAGAAGCAGAGGAUCGAGCUCAACAUGUGGGACACCUCAGGUUCGGCCUACUACGACAACGUGCGGCCGCUGGCUUACCCCGACUCAGACGCCGUGCUCAUCUGCUUCGACAUCAGCCGCCCGGAGACGCUGGACAGCGUCCUGAAAAAGUGGCAAGGAGAGACGCAGGAGUUCUGCCCCAACGCCAAGGUGGUGCUGGUGGGCUGCAAGCUGGACAUGAGGACAGACAUCAACGUGCUGAGGGAGCUGUCCAAACACAGACUGAUCCCCGUCACCCACGAGCAGGGCACUAACCUGGCGAGGCAGAUCGGCGCCGUGGCGUACGCCGAGUGCACCUCCAAGUACUCGGAGAACAGCGUCCGCGACGUCUUCCACGUCACCACCCUGUCGUCCGUCUCCAGCAUCCACCGGCCCCAGCUCAAGCGCGCCGGCUCGCGCCGCGGCCUCAAGCGGGUCUCCCAGCAGCCCCCCCGGACUGAGAUUCACGAGCGCCCGCCCGCCAUGAGGAAGGACCGGGCCAAGAGCUGCGUGCUCAUGUAGGGCCGGCCGGACGGAUGGACGGACGGACGUCGGCCACGGCGCACACGGACUUAAUUUAUUGGUGAAUUCUUGUCAGAUUUUGCACUGCAUAAAAGGACAAUGCAAUGAAAACGGAAUUCUGUCCCGCGGACUCCUUUAGGGGGGUCAUUUUGUCCAUUUCUGGCAAAAAAAAAAAUCUGCUUGUUGUUUUUCUUUGUCGCCGUGUUCUCAUCAGGGCAGGCCAUCGCAGUGGCAACAAAAGCAAUUUUUCUUUAAUGCUUUUAUUUGAAAAAGUGGACAAAAAAGAGGCUCGUUGGCAAAUGGAACACAGGAGAGGAGAUAGCAAAUGCAGAGAUUAUCGGAGAAAAGCGUUUGGAGGGAAAUGUUUCGCCUUGCAGGAAGCGUUGACCUCCAUUGUGUUGUUUCCUGUUUUGAAACGAUGUCCCGUCUUCAAGUUGUUUCAGUAAAUUCAAGCACAACACGACGCGCAGGGACUGAGACCUGCUGCACCGCUUCAUCCCGUGAAUCCAAACGAAAAUCCGGACAAAACAAAACCAGACGACACUAAUUUUCUUAAACCACAAGUGCUUUUACUUCUGAAAACUAAAUAACCACUCACCACGUGACACUGAAGUGUUGUAUAAUUAAUAGAAUUCUAAUGAUCCACACCGGGAGGGAGAGGCUGGCAGAGUGUUCAGAGUGAAUAUUAUGUUGUACAUGUGAUAAUGGAAAAAAAAAAAAAGAAUAAAUAAAAACAACUU